CACUGGUUCAAAGUUUCAAACUUCUAAUGAUGAACAUGUCUACUAAACUAAUUAAUAAACAAAUACUUCAUAACAUUGCAUGUUUUAGUAUAAAAGGCUUCCAAAUGUUGGUAGCAUUAUAUCAUUCAGCUUCCCUGCGCACCAAUCCACUACAAACAUGGGUCUUAACCGCCUCCUCUCGCUGUCCACACUCCUCUGUUUGUCAUGCUUGGCUGUAGCUUCUGCUAGCGAGUACCGCUCUGUCGAAGUUGCUCCAUCACCAGUAUACACACCAUCAAUUGAGUCUUACACUCCUUCACCAGAAUAUCAGAGUCCAUCUUACACUUCCACACCUGUAUAUAUCCCUACCCCUUCUCCUGAAUAUGAAACUCCAUCUGUUACUUCAACUCCAACCCCAUCAUACACUCCAACACCAGUUUAUACCCCAUCCUCAUCUCCGGAAUAUGAAACUCCGUCUUACACUCCAACCCCAAUUUAUACCCCAUCUCCUGAAUAUGAAAGUCCAGCUUACACUCCAACCCCAAUUUACACCCCAUCUCCUGAAUAUGAAAGUCCAUCUUAUACACCAACCCCGGCAUAUACCCCAUCUCCAGAAUAUGAAUCUCCAUCUUAUACUCCAACUUACACUCCAUCUCCUGAAUAUGAAACCCCGUCUUACACUCCAACCCCAACUUAUACCCCAUCUCCAGAAUAUGAGACUCCAACUCCAACUUACAACCCAUCUCCCAAAUAUGAAACUUCAUCUUACACUCCAACCCCAACUUAUACCCUAUCUCCAGAAUAUGAAUCUCCAUCUUAUACUCCAAUUUACACCCCAUCUCCUGAAUAUGAAACCCCGUCUUACACUCCAACCCCAGUUUAUACUCCAUCUCCAGAAUACGAGACUCUAACUCCAACUUACAACCCAGCUCCUGAAUAUGAAACUCCAGUUUACACUCCAACCCCAUCUUAUACCCCAUCUCCACAAUAUGAAUCCCCAUCUAAUACCCCAACUCCAACUUAUAACCCAUCUCCUAAAUAUAAAACCCCAUCUUACACUCCAACCCCUGCUUAUACCCCAUCUCCUGAAUACGAAUCCCCAUCUUAUACCCCAACUUACAGCCCAUCUCCUAAAUAUGAAACCCCAACUUAUACUCCGACCCCAACUUACACUCCAACCCCAGUUUAUACCCCAUCUCCUAAAUAUGAAACUCCAUCUUACACUCCAACCCCAACUUACAGCCCAUCUCCUAAAUAUGAAACUCCAUCUUACACUCCAACCCCAACUUACAGCCCAUCUCCUACAUAUGAAACCCCAUCUUACACUCCAACCCCAACUUACAGUCUAUCUCCUAAAUAUGAAACCCCAUCUUACAAUCCAACACCGACUUAUAGCCCAUCUCCUAAAUAUGAAACCCCGUCUUACACUCCAACCCCGACUUAUAAACCAUCUCCUAAAUAUGAAAUCCCAUCUUACACUCCAACCACAACUUACAGUCCUCCUAAAUAUGAAACUCCAACUUACAGCCCAUCUCCUAAAUAUGAAAGCCCAUCUUACAUAGCAACCCCAAUUUACAGCCCAUCUUCUAAAUAUGAAACCCCAACUUACAACCCAUCUCCUAAAUAUGAAACCCCAACUUACAGCCCAUCUCCAAAAUAUGAGACCCCUUCAUAUACUAAAGCGCCAACCCCAAUUUACAACCCAGUUAGCAAAACCUCCCCAAAUUAUGAAGCUCCAUCAUAUACCGCAACCCCAAUCUACAAACCAUCCCCAAAAUAUGAAGCUCCAUCAUACACCGUAACCCCAAUUUACGACGCAUCGCCUAUAUAUGAGACCCCAUCGUACACCACAACUCCUAUUUACAAUAUGUUGCCUAACUAUGAGUCUCCAUCAUAUACACCAGCCUCAGUUUAUAAACCAUCUCCUAAGUAUGAAACUCCAUCAUACACUCCAACAACUUACUCCCCAUCUCCUAAAUAUAAGACUCCAUCAUGCUAUCCAACCCCGGUCUAUACCCCAACAUAUGAUGAAACAAACUACUAUCAAGAAAAUUCCCUGCCUACUGCUUAUGGUGUGCAAGGUGUCAUCUAUUGUAAUUCAUGCUAUGACUUUACACCAAUCGAAGGUGCGGUCGCCAAAAUUUCCUGUGAAGCAAAGAGUACAGACCAAUACAAGGCAGCGAAGUUCUCAAUGCUAACCCCAAAAAGUGACAAGAAUGGUUACUUCCUAGCCACAUUUACUCCUGAACAACUUGGAGACAAUUUGAAGCCAACCGAUUGUAAAGUUUAUCUCGAAAGCUCUCCGUCAUACACUUGCAAUGUUGCAACCAACGUAAAUUUAGGAGUAACAGGGGCUCCUUUGACAUACUCACGUGAUUUUGGGGAGUACAAAAACACAUACAACUUAGUGUUGUAUUCUGUUCCAGCUUUUGUUUAUACAUCAAAGACAAAAUGUGAGAAGCCAUCUUACUACAAGACACCAGUUUACACUCCAAAAGCAAGCUAUAAAACUCCAACAUACACCCCAAAGCUAGAUUACGAGGUUACAACAUAUACCCCACCAGCCUACACCCCAAAAUCGAGUUACAAGGCUCCAACAUACACACCAUUAACCUACACCCCAAAACCAAGUUAUGAGGCUCCAACAUACACACCAUCAACCUACACUCCAAAAUCAAGUUACAAGGCUCCAACAUCAUACAGUCCAAGUUACAAAACUCCAUCAUACAGUCCACCUGCCUAUACUCCAAAGUCCACUUACAAGGCACCAAGUUAUGUUCCAAAGUCCGAGGAUAAUACCCCUGCCUACACCAAUUAUGGCUACUAAGAGAUAUUUGCUAUAAUUUGAUUCUCUCAAUUAUAUACAACUUCCCCAUUGGUUAUGCUAAAUCGAAGUGGGUUGUCCUUAAUAUAAUACUAAUUUUAAUUAUAAAGCCUAGCACAAGAUUUUCUAUGUUCUAUGAGAAUUAUGAAAGAGAAAAUUUGUUGAUUUACCCAAUGUCUUGUUUCUCUGGUAACUUCUCCAAAUGUCUAUCUUGUUUGUUAUUAUAUAGAUGGUGUCAUUUGAUCAAACUUUAAAAAAAGAGGAAAACACACCUCUCCUGAUGAACCAAUUCUUAUCCAUUAACAAUAUAGCAACAAUGACAUAUGUUCCAUAUUUUCUUGAAAGAUAAAACUGCUACAUUAUAUGGUUAAAGAAAACAUCAGAAGCAGCUAUUAUUUGUUUGG
Molecule: messenger RNA, 3207 nt
Organism: Beta vulgaris subsp. vulgaris (sugar beet)
Lineage: Eukaryota; Viridiplantae; Streptophyta; Magnoliopsida; Caryophyllales; Amaranthaceae
Exons: 2
Coding region: 158-2806 (882 amino acids)
Source: RefSeq, a predicted model, not a curated record